UUUCACUUCUAUUCCCAAGCGUCAUAUUGAUAUAAUACAUAAGUGCUUGCUAUCUCAAUCCCCUUCGUCCCUAAGUUGACGACACUUGCUCGCUGACUGGCAUCAGGGCGCAAGUAUGGCUCUCCCAUUGACUGCCGCACACCGUAGAUCUAUCGUCAUUGCGUUCACAACUGUGCUGAUUGUGUGCUAUUUUAUGACUAUUGGUCGCGAAGACAACUACACAUUUUCCAAAACUUUGUCUGCGCAAUGGUCGAUACACGAGGACCCUGUGGUGGUUUCGGAUGUCAAACAGACAAACGAAACACCAUCCAAGUUGUCUUCUUCAUCAAAGAGCAAACCGUCACCCUUCCUUGGAAAUGUAAUUCCACAAGUCUCUCCCCCUCCCCACAGAGCCAACGCUUCGUUGGUAAUGCUGGCUCGUAAUACCGAUCUCAAUGGCGUGAUAUCAAGUGUAGAACAGCUAGAGGCGAGGUUUAAUCGCAAGUUCAAUUAUCCCUGGGUGUUUUUGAACGACGAGCCCUUCACUACCGAUUUCAAAAGGCGUGUCAGUGUGUUAACCGACGCAGAUGUAUCUUUUGGGUUGAUCCCUCGCGAGAACUGGGUCCAGCCGGACUGGAUAGAUGAAGGACGAGCUCAGGAGGGACGCAAUAAGCUAGUGCGACAAGGUGUAAUUUAUGGCGGUAGUGUUUCUUACCGCAACAUGUGCCGAUUUAACUCAGGGUUCUUUUUCCGUCAUGAACUCUUAACGCCAUAUAAGUGGUACUGGAGAGUAGAGCCUGAUGUUAGAUACUACUGUGACAUGGAUUAUGACCCCUUUCUAUUCAUGGAGGAUCACGACAAAGUCUAUGGCUUCACGAUAUCCAUGCCAGAAUGGGAACCAACUAUACCCUCGUUGUGGUCCACGGUGAAAGAUUUCAUCGCAGAACAUCCUCAAUAUGUGUCACCAGACAACUCAAUGGACUUUCUAUCUGACAAUGCGGGUGAUUCCUACAACAUGUGUCACUUUUGGUCAAACUUCGAGAUUGCAGAUAUGGAUUUUUGGAGGAGCGAAGCCUACACGAAAUUUUUCGAGUACCUCGAGAACACAGGAGGGUUCUACUACGAGAGAUGGGGAGACGCACCUGUUCAUAGCAUCGCCGCAGCCUUAUUCACGCGCAAGGAUCAAAUACAUUUCUUUAAGGACAUAGGCAAGCUUUGGUCAUGUCGUUUAGUAUUCGUAGCUGAUCCCUUCGCAGGUUAUAAACACGCUGAAUUCGCUCAUUGUCCGCAAGGUAAACAGUGGCGGGAAGGACACUGUUCGUGUGAUCCAAAUGAUAACUUCGAUUUUGCGCAAAAUUCGUGCCUCAGGCACUUUAUGCGGUUGCAAGAUUAGAUGACUUCGGUUGAUUGGAUGUAGUAGACGUUACAACUUCAUACGUGUAUUUCUACCAUAGGCUACUGCAGGCUACUACAGGAUAAAUUAAUCUAAGUCGCUUGACCCUAGUAAUGCAUAUUUUUAUGAUCAUGACUACAUAUAUUGACCAGGCACGGUCAACAGGGACGAUAUGUAGCUUGAUAUUUUUAUUGGACCGAAUGUACAUCCAGAGAAAUGAAGGGAACAAAC
Suillus subalutaceus is the source of this 1603-nucleotide messenger RNA. Its product is annotated as glycosyltransferase family 15 protein. Gene Ontology annotation, molecular function: alpha-1,2-mannosyltransferase activity. The record is from RefSeq and is a predicted model, not a curated record. Gene Ontology annotation, cellular component: membrane; Golgi apparatus. Bases 116 to 1372 code for a protein of 418 amino acids. Lineage: Eukaryota; Fungi; Basidiomycota; Agaricomycetes; Boletales; Suillaceae. The transcript has 13 exons. Gene Ontology annotation, biological process: protein N-linked glycosylation; cell wall mannoprotein biosynthetic process.